ACCAUACAACACACACAAUAAUCAAGGUACAAACACUUAUUGGAAAGAUAAAACUGGUAUGGCAACUGUGGUUAUGGACAACGGAACAUGGUUCUGUAAAGCUGGUUUUGCAGGAGAAGACAACCCAAAAACUGUGUUUCCUACCGUGGUGGGUGAACCGAGCCAAAAAGGCGUAGCAACUGGAAUGGAUCCGAAUUCUGUUUACAUUGGCUGUGAAGCAAGCAGAAAACAAGGACUCCUUACAGUUAGACAUCCAACUACAGAUGGUUUUAUAUCGGACUGGAAUUCUAUGGAAAAAAUAUUGCACCACACAUUCCAUGACGAACUCGGUAUUGCAACGAAGGAGCAUCCUAUUUUACUAACCGAGGCUCAGAUAAAUCCUAAAUGUCUCAGAGAAAGAAUGACCGCAAUGAUAUUCGAAGAUUUUGAUUUCCCUGCGAUGUAUAUUAAAGCAAAAGAAGUUCUUUCAUUAUAUUCUUCUGGGUGUAUUACUGGUGUGGCAUUGGACAUUGGUGACGGUAUAUCUUGCUCUAUACCUGCUUUUGAAGGUUAUGCAAUUCGCCAUGCCGUAAUGAGAUCGGGUAUUUUUGGGCGAGACCUAACUGAUUGCUUACAGCAAUCUCUCAAUAAUAGAGGUUAUUCUUUCUCUUCUGUUGCUGACAGAGAAAUCAUUCGUAAUAUUAAAGAAAAUUUAUGCUACGUUGCAUCCGAUUUUAAAAAAAAAAUGGAAAUGUUUUCGACCGAAGUAUCCUCUUUAGAAAAGAAAUUUGAACUUCCAGAUGGAAAAGUUGUAAAAAUCGGCAGUGAACAAAUUCGAUGUGUGGAGCCCUUGUUUCAAUCAUCCAUAAUUGGAAUGGACUUCUAUCCAGGACUUCAUGAAACAUUAAAUGAUAGUAUUAUGAAAUGUGUUGGUGAUCUUCAUAAAGAUCUCUAUGGAAAUAUUGUCUUAUGUGGCGAGUCAUCUCGUACUUCAGGGAUAACUGAACGAAUGCAAAGUGAGAUUACUAAACUUGCACCCCUCAUUAAGAAAAUAAAAGUAAAAACUCCACCCGAUAUAAAGAAUUCAGCAUGGGUUGGCGGUUCUAUCCUUGCUUCUUUGCCAACUUUUCAACAAAUGUGCAUCACUAAAGAGGAAUAUGAUGAGAUUGGUCCGACAAUUGUGAACAAAAAAUGUGUUUAAACUCGUCAUUUUUAUGUAGGCAAGAUAACUGAAUGAAAUAAAUUCAAAUUAUCUUUUGUUUAUCAGUGGCACGAAGCUGCUGUAGAUUCUUAAUUCAUGUUUUGUUUGCAUAGAAUAACGAUUUCAAAUAUAUUAACAUUAUAUUACAUUAACAGUUUUGACUUCUCAAGUUUUCAAUCAACCAUUCUAUACAUUGGAUGAAAUUGCUUGCUAUGAUAUAUAUUACGAAGGCCAGAAAGGGAAUUACCCAAUAUAUCUUGCAUGGUAUAUAUAGAUAUAUUAAUAUUGCGUAUAGCCUAACUACUUUUCAUCGUGUAAACCGAAAAAGCAGAUACAAUUGAUAUUGCACGGUUAUUGUUCUCAGUCAAUAUGCUUCUUUCAAUACGAUAUAUCCUUAUAUCGACCUCAUACAAAAGCUUAAAUUGUACAGCAUCUCGUUACAAUAAAUCGAUAGAAGUCUAUAAAAGACAUCACAAUAGGUAGAAUAAAAGACUUCCUACUUAAAUGUUCAUCUUUAGAAAGUGAGAGAGCAGGGCCGUAACUACAUUGAGGCAAAUGAGGCAAAUGCCUCAUGUUGAAAUUUCGAGAAAAAAAAAUGAUUAGUUGAAACAAAAGCUUGUCGUCAUAUCAAAUUGUUUUCACAGCGAGUGUCUUGCAAGAAGCAAGUUCUGUUCACCAUCUUACGUCGUCCCCUGUUUUUCGGGAUCCAUGUUCCUCAUUUAUUUUUAGUUUUCAGUGUUGAUGGUCUAUUGUUUGUCGUUAUGUGUCUUAUUUGUUACCGGGUUUGUCUUAUGUUCGUUUAUUGCCCUUCUUUAUGACUAUUGUCUUAGUGUUGAAUUUCAUUUGUAUAUUUAAUUUAGUAAUUUUGUUUUAAACUUGAGUUUUAUUAUUUUUAAGGACCUUUUGUCUAAUUUUAAAACCUACUUUAAAUUGUAAAACUAUUUGAAAUUAGCUCUCAAUUUUUUGUUCUAAGGUGGCGUUAAGCGGACACCAAUCAAUCAAUCAAUCAAUCAAUCUUUAUGACUAACGCUUCAGUUGUCCAAUAUUAAGCUGUUGUUGAUUUCUUCUCGUAACAUGUGUAUGUUGUAAACGUUCAUUCUCUGCUUUAAGUAGACUUAAGACUUGGAAAAGAUAAACGAUGACGGGUGAAAUGUUGUGUGGUUUGGCAAUGUUGCAUGUCCAUCAGAUAUUGAUCGAAAAAAUGGUUUGAGAAGAUUCCAUGGUACCGGACAUAGAAAAAUAGGUCGUUUUUUUUCAUGGAAAAUUAAACUUUAUAUUAAAAAAUACAAGACUGGCUCUCUUUUCUGUAAAUAAAACUCAUUGAAAAAGCUGACAUGGGUUAAAUUAAAGUGGGCCAACCAAUCUCCCGGAAUCAAAUCAUUUAAAAAGAAAAAUCAUGUAUUGCCAUACGACCUUUUACAUUGAAGGCUAAACUUGCAUUUAGCCGUGUUUAGGCCCUUAAAUAGAAAGUAAAGGGAUAUGGAGUAAAUGUGCAUGGGACAAAAUCGCACACACUACAUAGAAAAAGUACAAAUUAUCAAUGAACAGGGUUUUUAUUUCUGUUCUUCAUCUUGCCAGUCGCUUGAUGGUCUUCAACAAUGAAAGAAUCAUUCAUACCCUACAACAAGAUCAAGACGGUCCCUAGCGUCAACUUAAGUGGUACUUAAAGUAUUGUACUGUGAAUAAAUUUCAAAGUCACAAAAAAAUACACCAAAGUCUAAACACAAUACAAGACCAGAACAGACAGAUCCGACAUUAUCAGCCGGUAUAAAAUGUAGCAAUGAGGUCUAAGAACAGUUUUCCCGAGACUACCCUGAGUGUACCCUUUUAUCCCAGUUAGCAACUACAUCAAGUUGUAAUUGAAAUGCGUUAUAAAAUGUGAAUUCACAUAGUUAAAUAAAUGAUAAUCAGCCCCCUCUUAACUCUUAAAAAAAAAAUUGACAGGUACAAUAAGUUUUCUGCAAGCCGAAACUCAAUCAAAAAAAAAAAAAAAAAAAAAAAAACA
Molecule: messenger RNA, 3185 nt
Organism: Mytilus californianus (California mussel)
Lineage: Eukaryota; Metazoa; Mollusca; Bivalvia; Mytilida; Mytilidae
Exons: 4
Coding region: 59-1180 (373 amino acids)
Source: RefSeq, a predicted model, not a curated record